Vanessa atalanta (red admiral) is the source of this 1145-nucleotide messenger RNA. RefSeq names its product cytochrome b5-like. NCBI's taxonomy places the organism in Eukaryota, Metazoa, Arthropoda, Insecta, Lepidoptera, Nymphalidae. The coding region runs from base 276 to 749 and encodes 157 amino acids. The record is from RefSeq and is a predicted model, not a curated record. The transcript is spliced from 3 exons. Gene Ontology annotation, molecular function: heme binding. Gene Ontology annotation, cellular component: intracellular membrane-bounded organelle; membrane.
CCGAUAAAUGACCAGUCAAUAUUAGAUUGUGGCAAUGAUCUACGAUCUCAUGCAUUUACCUGAUUCAGUGAUUUUUUACCUUAAAUACGAACAGUGGUGGCAUAGUGACAAUUGGUGUGAUAGUCAUUCUCCGCGUUUCGAGCAUCAGCAGAGAUAACAGGAGCUUUCUGGAUCUUGUACACUGACGAGAGGUUUUUGGCCUACUAGAGUUGAAAGAACUCACUUUUAAUCGUUUUGAAACUAAGAAGGGGUAAACGUUUUAAAUAUAAAGUAAAAUGGCCACCGUGCAGUCUCCACCUGACUUGAGUCUGACGUCGCCGCUACCUGUGAAACAGGAUACAAAUGACUUAGACUUAGUGGCAUUGACUAUGGCCGCUCUACGCUUCGUAAGCCCGUGGUCUGUGGACACUCCAACCAAAUGGUCAACGCGUAUUGUGCCUGGUACUCCGGAAGCUAAAGAUCGCGUCAUCACUUUAGCAGAGGUAUCUCUACACGACACCCCUAAAGACUGCUGGGUAGUCAUAUACGACAGAGUCUAUGAUAUCACCGACUUUCUCGACGAGCAUCCUGGUGGAGACGACAUCAUGUUAGAAUAUGCUGGCCGUGACGCAAGUACAGCAUUCCGGAGCUCUGGACACUCUAUUCUAGCUACUAAAGCACUAGAUCGUUUUUUGAUUGGCGAGCUUCCUCUACAAGAACGCAUGUAUCGUCGACCGGGUGGCAUUCGUCUUAGCGACAUACCGGAAUAAUUCGCUAAAAAUUACCCAAAUAAUAUAAGCCACUUUGUUUAAUUAUUGUUUGACACUGUGAAGGAAUUUAAUUUAAAACUAUUUAAAUUUGUUGUUAGGCUAAGCUAUCGCUAUACACUCUUAUCGCUUAAAAUUUCAUAUUACAAAUAACUUACUUAACUACUUAUUUAGUUUACGUAUUAUUGUUAACAAAGAGAUGUCGUGUCGUGAGAUAAGUGUCUGUAUAAAGAUUUUGCCAGUAUUAACUGGUACAUUUAUUAAAUUAAGGUAUCACGUCUUGCAUUUAUUUAGAAUCGUUUAUUAUAAGCACCAUUUCGCUCGACAGUAUUAUGUAAAAGAAUUUUUACACUUUAUUUUUACUAAAUGUUUUCUUGCUGUUUAUGUAUUGUUUUUUAA